Messenger RNA from Paramormyrops kingsleyae, 735 nucleotides. Lineage: Eukaryota; Metazoa; Chordata; Actinopteri; Osteoglossiformes; Mormyridae. The record is from RefSeq and is a predicted model, not a curated record.
UGAAAUUUAUUUCUCAUGGGAGAGAAUAUCCUUCUUAUAUGUAGCACAUGGGAAACAAUUUUAUUUUAUUUAUGGGAAUCUGCUUCCCUCUGUCCCUUGGCAAAGCAUCUUCCCUGCUUGCUACAUACACCCAGCCAAAGGGAACACGUGAGAGGCCUGCCCCAGCUGCCCAAUCACUCAGCACAGCAGACAAGCCCAGGAUGGAAACACCCCAAGACCGACCGGUCUCAUCACAUCCUUUACCGGUCUCAAACCCGAAAGGUGGGGCCCAAACAUGCCGCCUCGCCCAUUCCUCCAGCCUAUAAAAGGAGCGAGAUUCCAGCUUUGACAGCAGAGCAAGCCGAGACACAGAACCAGCUGUUUCUUUUCCGAUCCAGGAAGAUCGCAGAGGAGUUAAAAAUGAGUGACGGAAAGAAGUGCGAGCAGAAGGACAAAUGCCCUAAAGAGCAACACAAAGAAGAAGGAAAAGGGUGCCACCAAGGGAAACAGAAGACAGAAUGCGGACAGGGGCACGGGCACGGACAUGGGCACGGGCAUGACCAUGAGCACGGGCAUGACCAUGAGCAUGGGCAUGACCAUGGGAAACACCAUGGGAAAGACAAGGGAUGCCAUGGGAAAGACCAGGGGAACAGCCACUGUAAGAAGUGACACUGCACACACCAGCCGGAUUCACAGCACAACUGCAAUGAUUGAAAUGUGUUACAAGUUAUAUCAAUAAAAUCAUUUUCAAACACA